Molecule: messenger RNA, 2445 nt
Organism: Gekko japonicus
Lineage: Eukaryota; Metazoa; Chordata; Lepidosauria; Squamata; Gekkonidae
Product: protocadherin beta-16-like
Exons: 1
Coding region: 1-2445 (814 amino acids)
Biological process (GO): homophilic cell-cell adhesion
Cellular component (GO): plasma membrane
Molecular function (GO): calcium ion binding
Source: RefSeq, a predicted model, not a curated record
AUGGAGAUGCAUCCCAACAACAGGCAAGGUUGGUCCUUUUUCUUCUGUCUCUGCAUGUGUGGGGCAAUAUGUGAGUCCUUCCAUUAUUCAGUGCCCGAGGAAAAGAAAAGUGGGUCUCUGGUGGCAAAUGUGCUAAAGGAUUUGAAAAUGGAUGUGAAGGAGCUCUCUGCUCGCAGGGCCCGGCUGGUUUCUGAAGGCACCAAGCAAUAUUUCCAGCUGGAUCCUCACAAUGGGAAUUUGAUAUUACAGGACAGAAUAGACAGAGAAGCUCUGUGUGGUCAGAAAGACCCUUGCAUCUUACACUCAGAGAUUGUGCUGGAAAACCCACUGCAAGUGCACAGAAUCGAGGUUGAAAUAGAGGAUGUGAAUGACAAUUCUCCCCACUUCUCUAAAAAGGAAUUUAUCUUUGAAAUACCUGAGCACAUGCCAACAAAUACCCGAUUUCCUGUGGAGAGUGCUAAAGAUGCAGACCGAGGAGAAAAUAUUGCUCAGAAUUACACGCUUAGUCCAAAUGACCAUUUUCGGCUGGAUGUGCAAAGUCACAAUGAAGGAACUAAAUUUGCAGAAUUAGUGUUGGAGAAACAACUAGACCGGGAAGAGGAAACACAUCUUUUUCUGAUUCUGUCAGCUGUUGAUGGAGGGAUCCCAAAGAGAACAGGCACAGCAAAAAUUAUCAUUGAAGUUCUGGAUUCAAAUGAUAAUGUUCCUGUUUUCGAUAAAAACAUUUACAAAACUAAAUUAAUGGAAAACAGCCGACUAGGCUCCUUUGUAACAAAAGUGGAAGCAACUGACCGAGAUUUUGGUUCCAAUGCAGAGAUCAAUUACUCUUUCAGCCAGGUGCCAGAUGAUGUACAAAGAGUAUUCAACUUAAACAAACAUACUGGGGAACUUACUGUAGCAGAGAACAUCGAUUAUGAAAUGAAUCAAAAUUAUGCAGUAAACAUCAAAGCCAUGGAUGGAGGGGGGCUCUCUGCUUAUUGCAAAGUCAUAGUGGAGAUUGAGGACAGAAAUGACAAUGCCCCAGAGGUGACAAUCACAUCCCUCAUCAGCCCCUUACCAGAAGAUUCUCCUCCUGAUACACUGGUGGCCCUCUUCCGUGUCACAGAUAUGGACUCUGGAGACAAUGGCAGAACUGCCUGCACCACUGAGGCAAACCUGCCUUUCAUGCUCAAAGCUUCUGAGAAUAACUAUUACCAGCUGGUUACCCAGCAGCCCCUGGACCGAGAAAGAGUCUCAGAGUACAACAUCACCAUCACAGCCACUGACUGGGGCUCACCCAGGCUUACUUCAACAAGAAUAAUUAAUGUCCAAAUCUCAGAUGUCAAUGACAAUGCUCCAGUAUUUGAAAAGUCAUUGUAUGAUAUGCAGUUACAUGAAAAUAAUAUUCCAGGUCUCCUCAUAGGUCUGGUCCAAGUCAACGAUCUGGACACAGAGCAGAAUGCUAAAGUGACCUAUUCUCUUUUGCCUGGGAAGGUCAUUGAUCAACCUGUGUCCUCUUACGUCUCCAUCAACUCUGAAACUGGGAAUCUGUAUGCCAUCCGAUCAGUGGACUAUGAGCAGGUGAAAGAUUUCCAGGUGACACUGAGGGCUGUGGACAGCGGUUCUCCUCCCCUGAGCUCUGAAGUUAUGGUCCGAGUUUUUGUCAUGGAUGAAAAUGACAAUGCCCCGUUCAUCCUCUACCCUCUUCAGAAUGGCACCUCCCCAUCCAAUGACCUGGUUCCAAGGGGGGCCGAGGCUGGCUACCUGGUCACCAAGGUGGUGGCCGUGGACAGAGAUUCUGGUCAGAACUCUUGGCUUUCCUAUGAGCUCCUGAAAGCCACAGAACCAGGUCUGUUCACUGUGGGGGCCCAGAAUGGAGAAGUGAAAACCAUGAGACCCAUUAACAAACGAGACACCUUCAAACAGAAACUUAUUAUUGGAGUCAGUGACAAUGGGCAUCCUCCCCAGUCCACCUCUGCCACACUAAGCGUUCUUCUAGUGGAUGGCUUUUCUGACCCUUAUAUGAAAAUGGUGGAUAUCCCAAAGGAUGAAGUGGUGGAGGGGGAAGACCGUACCCUGACGAUGUAUCUGGUCAUAUGCUUGGCUGUCAUCUCCUUUAUUUUUCUGGUUUCUGUGUUGCUGUUUAUUGCCAUCAAGAUUCAGAAAAGGAGGAAGUUCAUAGAGAACUCCACCCUGAGUUUCCCAGUGGGACCAAAUUUCCCAGAGAACUGUGGAGAUGCUGAUGCUGGAUCCCUUUCCCGGGCUUACAACUAUGAGGUGUGCUUAGCUGGUGGGUCUCUGAACAGCGAGUUCAGGUUUCUCAGGCCUUUCUUUCCUUUGUUUUCUGUGGAGCCUGCUCAGUCCCAGGGGGCUCCAAGGAUUUCACCAGGCUCCCAAGAUCUUUCCAGUCAUGAAGAAGAAAGUCAGCCCAAGGGUCAGGUGAGAGUAUCAUUGACAUUUCAUUGA